AAAUUAAUGUUGAAGAAAGCUGGAUUUUCGAACAUUGAAAUACCUUCGGACAUUUCGUGUCAGAAGGAUUGUCCUACAUACUUAAGGAAAUUUAUUGGCAACAAUCAAAUUGAUUUUAUUUAUAAACAUAUCGACGUAGAAGAAGAUCUAUCAAUUACUGUGGAUACUCUCGACUUUAAUCAAACCAGUGAAAGCCUAGAUGGAAAUCCACUAAAAUUAGAAUUGGCAGAUGAGUCUUUCAAUGAUGUCAUGGUCGAGUAUAAAAGUGCAGCAAAAGUUCAAUUAUGGCAUAAAAGUGAAGCAAAACAUGGUUUUAUGCUACGGAAAGAUUCAAUAUUGAUUAUGAACAAUUUCUUAUCAAAAUGGAACAACCAAAAUGAUUACCAAUGGAUUUGGUUUUUGGUUGAUGCAAAAGAUUAUAUUUUGUUUGGAUCGAGGCAUCUUAAUGGUUGGUGGUUCAAUGCUCGUGUUAAACCAAUGCCUUCUGUUUUAUAUAAUGAUAUAAACUUGAAUGUAUUGUUGGAAAACUACAUUAAACAACAUAAGUUGGAAUAUAAUGAUGUAACUGUUAAUGUUUCUGUGGAGUAUGAUUUACGAAGUAAUGAUAUUGAAACUUUUGAUGAAGAAAAUUUAUCAGUACCCCCACCAAUGAAACUUCUAGCUUAUUGGAAUGAAUUAUCAUUGACCAUUCCAUUAUCAGGAAAGACAAUACUGCGGCAAGAUCUAUCUGUUGGGAGUGAGUCGAAAUCAAAACAUUUAUGGAAUGAAUUAUGUAUAGUUCAAGAGCUUUAUGAUUUAAUAAAGAAACAUCAAAAUACUUCAAGUGAUAUGAUAUAUAAAAUUAUCAUGCCUAGUAGCAGUGAUCCUGAUUUAUAUGUACCAGUCGAGGAAAAGUUACAAGAAAUGUUGCAUCAAGAUCAUGAUUAUGACAUAGAACCAGCAGAAGAAAUCCAAAGUUUUAAUCGAAUUGUAUUUAAUGGCCGGCUACAUCUUAGUUUUUGUGAUAAAAUUUGGACCAUUCUAAAAGAUGUAUCUUGUUAUUCACAAUUAGUCAAAUGCUUCAAUAUAAUUUUCAGUACAAUAGCUCAUGGAAAAGUUAAUAUACAGACUGAAGAAAAUACAAAUACACGAUUAGAAAGCCUAGUUUAUGAUGUAUUUCAUCAUAGAGCUGCCAUCCCACAUUUAUCUGGUUUACAACCUCUUGAACUCCUACUGGAGGCUGGAGUUGAGAAAUUGUGCAAGGAUUAUAUUUAUUUCUUUGAGACAUAUAAACUCUAUCAUAAUAAACUACCUUUCUAUGAAAUCCCAAAAGAAACAUCAUCGAACAUUGCAUACAGUAUGAUGAAACCUAGAUUAACUAUUCAUCCAAAUCAAGCAAAGCAAAAAGUUUUUAAUAGUUCUAUUGAUGCAAUAGUUUUUGAAAACUCUAGAUUUGAUGAAAAAGAAUACACCCAUAAAUUUAAAAUAUUAGCAAGAGUUCAUGUGGUUCUGGAAGCUUUAAUCAACAUUGAGAAACCUUCAAAAUCUGAAAUGAGUAAUCUUCUUGAGAUGUGCUCUAGCUUAAUGGAAACUGUCUUAAAUGAAAAAGAUCCUGACUACAAGCCUCCACAAUCUCUAAAGGAUUUGCAAAAAAAUGUUGAACAAACUAUUAACAUUCCAUUACAAACUAAAUAUGCUAAAUCAAUUAUAAGAAAUCCAAAUGAUCCAGAAUCGGUGCAUGUUAAAUUUUCAACUGAAAGAAGUACACGAAAAAUCACUACACAAUAUAGCUUUAAUAUAAGCAGUAUGUUUCCUCCACACUUAGUGCAGACAAAAAAUCUAGAUCAUCCGGAAACGGAUAGUAAAAGUCAACUAUAUAAUGUUGCUGCUUUCUUUAAUGUUGGAACUCCGGUUUGAUAAAAUUAUGAUUGGUUGUUACUAACUUUGUGUAAUGUUAACAAACUCUUGCUUCUA
Molecule: messenger RNA, 1953 nt
Organism: Ctenocephalides felis (cat flea)
Lineage: Eukaryota; Metazoa; Arthropoda; Insecta; Siphonaptera; Pulicidae
Product: protein zwilch-like
Exons: 13
Coding region: 7-1896 (629 amino acids)
Biological process (GO): mitotic spindle assembly checkpoint signaling; protein localization to kinetochore
Cellular component (GO): RZZ complex
Source: RefSeq, a predicted model, not a curated record